AUUGUCUUUUCCUCUUAAUAAAUUACUAAUUAAAUAUUAAUUUAAGUUUGGGUUAUUACAUGAGUAGUGGGCCCACUGAGGCAGUUUGCUUUAUCACUAUUGUCUUUCACUCUUUUUCGUUUCUUUUAUUCAGUAUUCAAAAACGACCCCGUUUGGGCAAAGUAAAAAUAGGGUAUCACUAUCAGGAUAUCUUCUUCAUUUGCAAAGCAACGCCGCAACCUCCAUUUAUUACACUGCCUCUGCAACUUUUCAUCUGCUAAUUGAGCGGUGCACUACGUAGGAGGACCCCAUCAUCGAGGUGAUUGUUGGAGCUUCCAGGCAAUGGCCUUGCUUCGCCAGUCACACAACGCUUUCUCUGCAACCUUUCAAAAAUUCCCCGCCGUGUCUUGACCAUGAGUUUGCCGUGUCAGGAGUCUCUUGACUGUAUCCAAAGUGUUGACCCGUGUCCAAGGCAUGUCAGAGGCGUAUCUGCGCCCUGUCCGAGUGUCCAAGUGUCGGACACGCCGACACUUCAGCUCACUACCCUGUCCGUGCAACAUAUCAAGAGGCACGAGGAAAUCACUUUCUGAGAAAUUGCAUCCGAAAGUGACCUAUCAAUAUAUGAUGACGUGUAUGUGUUUGCAUGUUCAUGCGCAUAUAGGAACAGAAACAAAUUUUCAAUUGUGGGAGCCACCUAGCUAUUCUCUGCAUAUUGACGUAAAAGAAACAACAUUAUCAUCUCUUAAAAGGAAUUUUGAUAUCAAAUUCAAGGUUUCACACUGGAAAGGUAAUUUACUUCUAGAAAAGAGGAAUUUUGAUAUCAAAUUCAAGGUUUCACAAUGGAAAGGUAAUUUACUUCUAGAAAACGGUGGUCAAGACUCACCCAUGAAUGCGUCUGUGUGUGUACCACCUAAUUAUUUAAAAUUAAAAACAUAUUAUUCUUGCACGUCUCCCCCCUCUCCCCCACCUCCUCCUCCCUUUCUACUCUAUGGAUCUCUUCUUUGUCUCCUCUCUCUCUCAGCUCUCACCACACCCACACCACUAGCCGACAAAGCAAACCCCAUCACAACGUCUUCGUUGCUUCCGCGAUCAUUUUCCUAGAUAUAAUCCCGUUACGAUUUUCUCGUGUGUUGAUGUUGUGAUUGGAAGGAAUGAUGUGAGAAUACACUGAUUCCUUCAAUUGGAAGAGAACCAGCAGGAUGGUUUGACCGUGGCAAGUAAUUAGGGAAUUGUAGCCCUGGGGUGCGAGGCACCAAACCAUUUAGAAAUCUAAGUGUCGCCAUUACAAUGUUCAUAAGGGUAACACAUAGUUACUUCAUGACUUCGGCGUGAAUUCGUGAACAUGCAACGUGGCAUUUUAGAUGGUGUAGGUGUUUGUGAGUUGGGAGAGUCUAGCGUAUGUAUGUGGACCGAUUUUUCCACUUUUUUAGACCUGCAGCUUUUUUGUUCUUUGGACCUUGAAUCUGGACUGGUUUGUCAAUGCCCCUAAUAAUAGACCCCUUUAGGUUAUUCAGAAUCUGGACGCGAAUCUUGGGUUGUUGCAAGGGAGAAAUUUUCCUUCUGCUGGGAGUGAUUAACUGUGUAUUGCCCCAUGCAUGUCCUUUCAAGAUGAGACUCAGAGGACAUGCAUUUCCUUUCGGCACCUAGCUUUUCUCUGCAUAUUGACGUAAAAGAGGCAACAUCAUCAUCUCUUAAAGGAAUUUUCAUCUCAAAUUCCUGAAAAGGUAAUUUACUUCUGAAAGACGGUGGAAAUUUCAGGGGUUCACACUGUAGUUCACCCUAACCCAUGUUUGGUGCAUUAGAAAGUCUCCCUUCGUGAGGCUAUGGUAACGAUUAUAAAUACACAAUUAAUGCUUGUAUCUUGAGAUAUCAGACAAGCAUAUAUACUUCACCAGUUUUGGUUGUGCCUUUAUCUUUGUCUGAAUACUUGUGCUUCUUCGUCUUGAAUUGAUCAUGACUCUAACUAACAUGGUUGGAGUAAGGUGCUGCUUCAAACUCCUCUAUGCAAUUGUGGUGCUGAUUUUACUACACAUGAACAAUCCUUGCAUUGGAUGCAUCGAGAGGGAAAGGCAAGCACUCCUUGCACUUAAACAAGGUCUCGUGGGUGACUACAGCGAUCGCCUCCUUUCCUGGGAAGGAGAAGAUUGCUGCGAAUGGGAUUGGGUCCACUGCAGCAAACAAACUGGCCAUGUUGUUCAGCUUUAUCUUGAAGAACAAUCUUCGCGAGGUAAGAUUAGUCCUAAACUCAUUGAGUUGCAGCAUUUGCAAUAUUUGAGCUUUAGUGGGAAUAAUUUCAGUCGGAGCCAAAUUCCAGAUUUCAUUGGAUCUCUGAGCAAUUUAAUAUACCUCGAUCUCUCUAAUGCAAAUUUUGGAGGUUUAAUUCCAUAUCAACUUGGAAACCUUAGAAACUUGCAUUAUCUCGAUCUUGGGUGUCGAUAUCAUCCUUCUUGCUCUACUUAUUCUAUUUAUGCAAAAAAUCUCUAUUGGCUUCCUAAUCUUUCUCGUCUAAAAUACUUGGACCUAAGUGUCGUUAAUCUUAGUGAUGUUGUUGGUUGGCUGGAAGCAGUUAAUAUGCUUCCUAAACUAACAGACUUGAGAUUACCGAUGUGUAAUCUUCCUCCUCCAGUUAUAUCCUCUGUUUCUCUCUUGAAUUCUUCUAAAUCUCUUGUUCAUGUCGAUCUCUCCGAAAACAAUCUUAACUCAUCAGUCUUCCAAUGGUUGCCCGGUACUUAUACCAACCUUGUUUAUCUUGAUCUCUCGGAAAAUAAAUUGGGUGGAAGAAUACCUGAAAGUAUUGGACAGAUGUCCAAUCUGGAGGUUAUCUAUUUGAGAAUGAAUUCUCUUGAAGGAGUAAUUUCAGAAACUCAUUUCUCGAAACUCUCCAAAUUAAGCAUUUUGGAUUUAUCCUCUAACUCACUAGUUUUAAACUUCAGUUUUGAUUGGGUUCCUCCCUUUCAAUUGCGUGAUAUAAGAUUGGGGUCUUGUAAGAUGGGGCCGUAUUUCCCGAAAUGGCUUCAAACUCAGAGAAGUUAUUACCGGCUGGAUAUUUCUGAUGCUGGAAUUUCUGAUACCAUUCCAACUUGGCUUCGUGGUUUGCGAAAUGAAGUCGGGCAUAUGGAUUUGUCCAACAAUCAACUCAGAGGAAAUUUGAGAUCAGAGUUAGCAGUUAAUUUAAAUGUGAGUUGGAACCAAUUGGAGGGUCCAAUCCCUUCAAUCCUAUCACUCCCUUCAAUGCUAACACAAGGAGGAUCAUUUCUAGAUCUCUCCAAUAAUAAUUUUUCAGGAUCAGCUUCAUUUUUGUGUACAACCGAGGUGAGAAAUUUAAGCUAUCUUGAUCUCUCAAGCAACCAUGUAUCCGGAGAACUUCCAGAUUGCUGGAUCCAUUUUCAACAAUUAGUCUUUCUUGAUUUGAGCAACAACUCUUUAUCUGGGAAAAUUCCUACCACGAUGGGAUACUUGUUUCGUAUGGAGACACUAAGGGCCAGUUUGGCAUUGCUGUGCUGUGAAAAUAAUCGCUGUCAUAUUUGCUGUGAGAGAAAUCAACUGUGAGACAAAGCAG
Prunus persica (peach) is the source of this 3538-nucleotide messenger RNA. RefSeq names its product leucine-rich repeat receptor-like serine/threonine-protein kinase BAM1. Gene Ontology annotation, molecular function: protein binding. Lineage: Eukaryota; Viridiplantae; Streptophyta; Magnoliopsida; Rosales; Rosaceae. The record is from RefSeq and is a predicted model, not a curated record. The coding region runs from base 1933 to 3528 and encodes 531 amino acids. The transcript has 2 exons.